Parasteatoda tepidariorum (common house spider) is the source of this 1164-nucleotide messenger RNA. RefSeq names its product prohibitin 2 (gene Phb2). Gene Ontology annotation, biological process: mitochondrion organization. Gene Ontology annotation, cellular component: membrane; mitochondrion. The record is from RefSeq and is a predicted model, not a curated record. Lineage: Eukaryota; Metazoa; Arthropoda; Arachnida; Araneae; Theridiidae.
AGAAUGAUUCCUAAGUGAUAAAAUUUUGUUUUCAUAUUUUAGCUGUGACUGUGACUCAUUGUACAUGCUCCUGAAAUCUUAACUGAGUAAUUACAUAAGAAAUUAGUUUUUAAAAUUUAUUGGUGUAAAUAAUAUUAAAAAUAUCUAUAAAAUGUCGCAGUGGAAAGAUUUUGCUAGUCGCAUACCAAAAGGCAGCGGUGGGGGAAUUGCGACUGGCUUAAAACUUCUAAUAGCUGCUGGAGGUUUAGCUUAUGGGGCUUCUCAGUCUGUUUACACCGUUGAUGGUGGUCACAGAGCCAUUAUAUUUAGCCGAAUUGGAGGUGUGAAAAAUGACAUAUACAAAGAAGGCCUUCAUUUCAGGAUACCUUGGUUUCAAUAUCCUAUUAUCUAUGAUAUCAGGGCCAAGCCUAGAAAGAUCUCAUCUCCAACUGGUAGUAAAGAUCUUCAGAUGGUUAACAUUUCCUUGAGAGUUUUAGCUCGACCUGACAGCGCUAAUCUCCCCCAUAUUUAUCGAAUGUUGGGUACAGAUUAUGAUGAACGUGUUUUGCCUUCUAUUUGUAAUGAAGUUUUGAAAAGUGUUGUUGCAAAGUUUAAUGCCUCACAGCUGAUUACACAACGUCAACAAGUCUCCCUACUAGUUAGAAAAGAAUUGAUAGAGCGAGCCAGAGAUUUCAGUCUUAUUCUGGAUGAUGUUUCUAUUACUGAACUUAGUUUUGGAAAAGAAUAUACAGCUGCUGUUGAAGCUAAACAAGUAGCUCAACAAGAAGCUCAAAGAGCAGCUUUUGUUGUUGAACAAGCCAAGCAAGAGAGGCAACAAAAGAUUGUGCAAGCCGAAGGUGAAGCUGAAGUCGCUAAAAUGUUAGGUGAUGCAAUUUCUAAGAAUCCAGGUUAUUUGAAACUAAGGAAGUUAAGAGCUGCUCAAAACAUUGCCAGAACUAUUGCCGCUUCACAGAACAGAGUUUAUGUGAAUGCCAAUGCACUGAUGUUGAACAUUGCUGAUAAAGAUUUCGAUUUAGUAGACCUAGGAGUUUAUAAGAAGUAACAAUCAUUUUAUUAAAAGCAAAGCAUACAAGUAUCAAAACAAAUAACAUAGACUGUAAUUUUUUUUUCAAAUAAAAGUUUAAUAAUAGAUGUUAAUUACAUCAAUUGUUGAACAGAUUUUUC